AUGCCCGUACCUGCCAGUUGCACAGCUGCUAAGGCGCCUUAUAGCACCAAUUCGCAACCUUCUGGGAGUCCCAAGUCCGUGCAUUUCGCAAGCAACAGAGAGCUGGAGACGUGUAGACCGCAGCUGGCGUCGCACUAUCUGACGCCCCCCAUUGGCACGCCCUGUGCCAAAAAAUGGGUCUACUACACGGCGCUACACAAUUGA
Peronospora belbahrii is the source of this 204-nucleotide messenger RNA. The record is from the annotation of a GenBank genome assembly. Lineage: Eukaryota; Oomycota; Peronosporomycetes; Peronosporales; Peronosporaceae.